Molecule: messenger RNA, 2137 nt
Organism: Labrus mixtus (cuckoo wrasse)
Lineage: Eukaryota; Metazoa; Chordata; Actinopteri; Labriformes; Labridae
Product: cytochrome P450 2J2-like
Exons: 9
Coding region: 35-1525 (496 amino acids)
Biological process (GO): xenobiotic metabolic process
Cellular component (GO): cytoplasm; intracellular membrane-bounded organelle
Molecular function (GO): iron ion binding; oxidoreductase activity, acting on paired donors, with incorporation or reduction of molecular oxygen, reduced flavin or flavoprotein as one donor, and incorporation of one atom of oxygen; heme binding
Source: RefSeq, a predicted model, not a curated record
UCCUGCUCAGUCUGCUUAUCUCCUCUGCUUCACGAUGUGGUUGUGUGAUCCUUUUCUGCUGUUUGAUUUGAAAGGACUGCUCCUUAUUAUUUUUGGGGUUCUCCUUAUGAUGUAUUUGCUGAGCAAAAAGGAUCCACCCAACUUUCCUAGAGGACCUCCAUCUCUACCUCUUCUGGGAAACGUUUUCAGCAUUGAAUCUAAACAGCCUCACAUCUACCUUACCAAGCUCGCUGAUGUUUAUGGAAAUGUUUUCUGCAUACGUCUUGGUAGACACAAAACAGUGUUUGUGUCAGGCUGGAAAAUGGUGAAAGAAGCCAUAGUAACACAGGCUGAGAACUUUGUGGAGCGACCUUACAGCCCGAUGGUGACCAGAAUUUAUUCAGGGAACUCGGCGGGUCUUUUCUUCAGUAAUGGGAGUGUGUGGAGGAGACAGCGACGUUUUGCAAUGGCUAUAUUACGUACCUAUGGUCAUGCCAAGAGCUCAAUGGAGCAGAGAAUCUGCGAGGAGAGUUGUUAUCUGCAGGAGGCGAUGGAGAAGGAGAAAGGUGUGCCUUUUGAUCCUGUGCAUCUAUUAAAUUACGCGGUGGCCAACAUCAUCUGCCAGAUUGUGUUUGGGAGACGCUUUGACUACACUGACAGAAACUUCCAGAACAUGCUGAAGAAUCUGACGGAGAUGGCCUAUCUAGAGGGCUCCAUCUGGGCUCUACUUUAUGAUGCAUUCCCAGUGCUGAUGAAACACCUGCCAGGGCCACACAAUGACAUCUUCAGCAACUACAAAUGUUUGGAGGCAGCUAUCCGAGUCGAGGUUGAGAGACACAAGUUGGAUCUGGACCCCAGCAACCCACAAGACUACAUAGAUUCCUUUCUGAUAGAGAAACACAACAGAAAUGGCGAGCUGGGUUUUGAUGAUGGUAACCUGGUUUUAUGUUGUCUGGAUCUGUUUCUGGCUGGAAGUGAAACCACUUCAAAAACGUUGCAGUGGGGCCUCGUCUACUUGAUCAACAACCAUCAUAUUCAGGUCAAAGUCCAGGCAGAAAUAGAUGCCGUGAUCGGAGCGACUCGCCAGCCCACCAUGGCCGACAAACACAACAUGCCCUACACGGACGCUGUGAUCCACGAGAUCCAGAGGAUGGGAAAUAUAGUUCCUUUAAAUGGACUCAGAAAGGCCACCAAAGAUACAAUGCUGGGAGGUUUCUUGAUACCAAAGGGAACCUCCGUGAUGCCCAACCUGACCUCUGUGUUAUUUGAUAAGAAUGAAUGGGAAACUCCUGACACCUUUAACCCUCAACACUUCCUGGAUGCUGAUGGAAAGUUUGUGAGGAGGGAAGCAUUUUUACCUUUCUCUGCAGGAAAGCGUGCAUGUCUGGGCGAAGGUCUGGCAAAAACGGAGCUGUUCCUGUUUUUUGUCAGUUUGUUUCAGAAGUUUGAUUUUUCGACCUUGGAUGGAGUUGAGCUGAAAACGGAAGGAAUCACUGGAGCUACACGCACGCCUUUUCCCUUUAAGAUCUACGCAAAAGUCCGCUGAACCCUGAAACCAGUAAACUUCAGACUGAGUACUGCAGAUUAUUAUAAACAUUUUACACAAUCUCCUUACAUGUUGACACGUUGUGUACAAUGUAAAUAGUGAUGAAUUUCAAAAUAUUUAAAGCCAAGAUGUAAUUGAAAUAGUACUAAGACAAAAUAUAUAUAAUAUUGUCGAAACUUAGAAAUGAAUUGUUUUUGGAAAAUUAUAAUCAUAUUUUGAAUGUUAUGGUAGCAACACAUUGGGUUAGGGGCAACAAAAGACUAAAGAUAAUUUAAAGCACACCUGAUGAAACAUCUCACAGGUAAUGAGAGGUCACAUACUUUAUAUUGAGUAAAAAGAGGCAAGAAUCUCAUUGUGUGCAGAUGACAUUGUUCUAUACCUGACCAACCCAGAAAGGUCAGUUGCUGUUAGCUUUAGAUCUCAUUACCAACUUUGGAGCACUAUCAGGCUAUAAAAAACUUCACCAAAUCUUAUGCCUCUCUUACUAAAUUCCCCAAUCUCUACUAAACUUAAACCCUCACCUGGGUGCGAGUGGUUUUUAAUAUCUGGGUGUGAAAGUCUCUUUUAAACUGAAGGACUUAUUUUAUAUAAACUACAUCCCACUACUCUGGG